This is a messenger RNA of Heterocephalus glaber (naked mole-rat), 5035 nucleotides long. It is a transcript of the gene Kcnj5, whose product is annotated as potassium inwardly rectifying channel subfamily J member 5. NCBI's taxonomy places the organism in Eukaryota, Metazoa, Chordata, Mammalia, Rodentia, Bathyergidae. Gene Ontology annotation, cellular component: plasma membrane. The record is from RefSeq and is a predicted model, not a curated record. Gene Ontology annotation, molecular function: G-protein activated inward rectifier potassium channel activity. Gene Ontology annotation, biological process: regulation of monoatomic ion transmembrane transport; potassium ion import across plasma membrane.
UGGCCUGUGGCCCUUUAAAUCGUGCUAGUAUCCAGAGAUUCCUUUGUAGUGGAGACAGGGGGAGGUGAGCUGGGGGAGGCGAGAGGGAGGAGAGGGGAGGGAGGGAGGAGGAAAGAAGUCAGAGGGGGAGAGAGAGAGAGAGAGGGAGAGAGGCAGGCAGACAGGAGCAAGCGCCUCCAGCUGCUCCUGCUGAAGAAGGGGAGUGACUGAGAGGCUGGCAAGCGGAGGACAGGAUGCUUUAGUCGCCUCUGCUCACAGGACCCAGAACCAGGGAGAGACGCUAAAGGGUAGGGAGUCCCCCCAAAAGCCUUGAAGGCCCCCUGCACCAGCUCUGAGGGACACCCCAGGAGUUAGCAUCAGUGGGACUUGGCAGCUGCGAUCUCAACAAGGAGCAGCUGGAUGACUCAGUUUACCUCAGCCAGGCCUGCACCUGUCUCCUGCCGCUCCAUCCGCACACACUUCUGUACAAACCCUGGGUUCAAAGCUGCCCUGCUGGAGCAUAAACACCAGGAGGGCUGAGUCUGCAUAUAUCAUCUGUACUGCUUUAUGGCCAGCUCACAGGACAAGGGCUGGACGGGAAUACUGAAUCAAAAAUAUUAAGAGAGGAUCUACCCAGCAAUUUGUCAUUUUGCCAUGGCUGGCGAUUCUAGGAACGCUAUGAACCAGGACAUGGAGAUUGGAGUGACGCCCCGGGACCCCAAGAAGAUCCCCAAACAGGCCCGCGACGACACGCCCCUGGCCACGGACCGCACACGCCUGCUGGCCGAGGGCAAGAAGCCGCGCCAGCGCUAUAUGGAAAAGAGUGGCAAGUGCAACGUGCACCACGGCAACGUGCAGGAAACCUACCGCUACCUGAGCGACCUCUUCACUACACUGGUGGACCUCAAAUGGCGCUUCAACCUGCUCGUCUUCACCAUGGUCUACACCAUCACUUGGCUGUUUUUUGGCUUCAUUUGGUGGCUCAUUGCUUACAUCCGGGGCGAUCUGGACCACGUGGGCGACCACGAAUGGAUCCCUUGUGUGGAAAACCUCAGCGGCUUUGUGUCUGCUUUCCUGUUCUCCAUUGAGACCGAAACGACCAUCGGGUACGGCUUCAGGGUCAUUACGGAGAAGUGUCCGGAGGGCAUCGUCCUCCUCCUGGUGCAGGCCAUCCUGGGCUCCAUCGUCAACGCCUUCAUGGUGGGCUGCAUGUUUGUCAAGAUUAGCCAGCCCAAGAAGAGGGCAGAGACGCUCAUGUUCUCCAACCACGCCGUCAUCUCCAUGCGGGACGAGAAGCUGUGCCUCAUGUUCCGGGUGGGAGACCUCCGCAACUCACACAUCGUGGAGGCCUCCAUCCGUGCCAAGCUCAUCAAGUCGCGGCAAACCAAAGAGGGCGAGUUCAUCCCCCUGAACCAGACGGACAUUAACGUGGGCUUUGACACUGGGGACGACCGUCUCUUCCUGGUGUCCCCGCUCAUUAUUUCCCACGAGAUCAAUGAGAAGAGCCCUUUCUGGGAGAUGUCUCGGGCCCAGCUGCACCAGGAAGAGUUCGAAGUGGUGGUCAUUCUAGAAGGGAUGGUGGAAGCCACAGGCAUGACUUGCCAAGCACGAAGCUCUUACAUGGACACAGAGGUUCUCUGGGGCCACCGAUUUACUCCAGUCCUCACCCUGGAAAAGGGUUUCUAUGAAGUGGACUACAACACCUUCCAUGACACCUAUGAGACCAACACACCCAGCUGCUGUGCCAAGGAGCUGGCAGAAAUGAAGCGGGAAGGCCGGCUCCUCCAGUACCUGCCCAGCCCUCCCUUGCCCGGGGGUUGUGCUGAGACAGGGCAGGAUGUGGAAGUUGAGCAGGAUGAAGAGGAUGAGCCUGAUGGACUGAAUGGGUCCUGGAAGACCAGGGGCUCAGUCUGAGGACUGUAUGCUCUCCACAGCCUCCUUCACUAGCUUCCCUGAACACAGGUACUGCAGAGCCCAGAAAGGGUAGGGGAAUUAGCUGCAGUUGUAUUUGGAGGCAUGGGAGCUGUCAAGGACUUGUGGGAUGGAACCACAUAUCUAGCCCUCACAGCUUACAGCUUAUGGCUUCCUCAAGCAAGUGGCCUCCCAUCUGGUCCCUGGGCAGUGCUACCUCAUCUCCCAGCACUGGCUCAGGGACAGACCAGGAUGGAGUUCCCACAGUGAAAAUCACAGGGUGGCAUCUCUCUUCGUUCUGCCUGCUGGCCUCAGGUCACUUCCCUCCCUGGGUUUCACAGUCCUUUCCAGGGCUGACACCUAGAGAGGGCUGUCGGCCCGUCCCCCGCUCCUCCUAUCCUGAGGGCACUGUGAGUUCAGUGGAGAGUGGCUGAUGGGUGUUCAGACACACCUCUGGUGUGAGGACAAGCUCAUAGCACCCUGGUGGGUUAGGUGUCUGAGUCAUGGAGGCACUCCAUCCCUUUUAAAUAGGGGGCCAAGAGCCCUGUUCCUCUCUUAUUAUCUGCCAAGUUUGUGUGUUUCUCCUCUACUGUGUUCUGUGUGUGCACUGUGACCUACUGGGUAACUGGCCUCAUUCGCAUGAACCUGGACCACUGACCACCUCUUGAGGACAUUCGUGGUGGCCAUAACAACCACUCCCACUCACACUGUGCCCUUCACCUUCCUCCAAGGAAGAACCUCAGCAGCUGGGUUCUUGUAUGCCUUUUUUGGCCCAAGAACCUCAAAGUGCUUCUAAUCAUCACUGUAGUUUCUUUCACAAUCUCAGACAGUCUGUGAUAUGAUCCUGGGAUGAAGCUGGGUUUCAGAGAUCCAGAAGAGCCAGCUGGUACUGAGAGAGGCAGAGAGGAAAGGGAAGCAGAGAGAAAGAAAAGCAACAAAAAGUGUAAAAUAAGCAUCUACCCAACUUGUUACCCAGACACUCUGUGAACUCGAGGCCUGAUAUACCUUGGCCUUCAAGGGAAGAAAUAGGAUGUGAAGCGGAAGUGACAGGUGGCUGUAAAGGCAGCCUCCUCAUCAAGCCCCGAACUUUCAAACGGGUGCAGAGACUCUGGCAGCCAGGGCCAGGGAGGAUAGGGACAGGGCUGCCUCUCCACACUCAGGAAACAGAAAGCUGAGGAAGCAGCGGGGAGCACUGCAGAAGGGAGUGAAUGUUAUGAGAAAAGGAGUAGAGAGGAGCCUUACCAUGAACAGCUUCAGAGACUUUUCCAUUCUGGAAGAUGGGUAGUGCAGACUGUCAGGUCAGUGAAGCAUGUGUUGAGAAAGGCAGGUUUGUGCUCAGUUUGCCCAGGCUUGGCAACAGGGUCCACUUGUUCCCAGGUGCAGAAUUUUACAGGACCCCAGCACAGUGUCUCUGGCUCCCAACCGGCCUGUGAACGUGGAGCACUUUCCCUGGGAACCACGCUGAAAUGGAUAAAGGCAGAAGAAGGGAAGAACUUGCAGAGCUCAGGCCCAGUCCCCCUCAGUCCGGCUUUCUAAGUUCUAGGGCUAGUGAGAAGAAAGUGGCGUAGAUUAGGAACCCCACCUUGUGGGCUGCUCACACUGUGGCACUGGGGGUGGGGGUGGGGUUCCUCAUUCUUGGCACCUUUGCUGGCUUUUGAGAGGUGGGCUAGGACAGUGGUGGGCAGGCAAGCAUCUUCCUGUCAAGGGCAGGGUGCUGGGUGGUGGUUGCUGGAACCUGUAUUUGGUGGAGCAGGUCUUGCAGUAAAUGCAGAAUGGGCUGCAGUUCCCACCAAAAGAAACAGAAACAGCCAGCUGACUCCACCCCUGUGGGUGAGCUGCAUGCAGAGUCUAGGGGAGGGGCCUAUCACUGAGCCUGGAUGCCUGUUGAGGGGAGAGGCUGCCACUGAACUCCCCAGUGGAACUGGCACUCCCCCGGCUCUCCAGAUCCCAGCCCUAUACAUAGGACUCUUCCCACAUCCCCGAGUCAGAUGCCUGUUGGAUGUGAAGAUUCUUAUGCAGGACUGGUUAGUGCCCUCAGGACCCAGCCCACAUAGCCAGACAAGGGUGGGCAGCCACAGAGGAAGCUGGUUUGUGGCUGGACAGUGACCUGGCUCCUGUUUCAUAUCUGCCUCCAUUUACAGUUCUGACAUACCCCCCAAUUGGCCAAAUGAGUUUCUCUCUAGUUCUCUACUUCUUUGUCAGGGCCUCUAUAAGCCAGGGCCAAGUCUCACCUCUCCACCGGCUGUAGAAGCUGUCAAAGACAAGGGGAUCAAUAUGACCCUAUCCUAAAUCUCCCCAAUAGGCCAGAGCUAUGUUCACUGGAAUUGGUGAAAUACUAAUCCCAAUGUGCUCCUUCUGGUUUCCAUCAUGGCAACCUAAAUGUAAGAGGACUGUCUUUCAUAUCCCAAGGAACUAAAGUUUGAAAUUUUCUUCAAAUCAUUUUCUGGACAUUAUUAAAUAAACAUAGACUUAUUAAAUACAAAGUCUGAUGAUGGCCAGGAUUUCAGUGGAUCACUUCCAAAUUACUGCUCCUCAUGCAAGCCACUUGUAGUUCAUGGCCUUUCUUACCUGGCUCUGAGCCCACAUCGCCACUGAUAGGAGAUAGAGAACUGAACCAGGCCUUAAGGUAGUGUCACUGGUGACUCCCUCAGCCCUCAGCAUCUGCAGAAUCCCAAAGUGAUAGCUCACCUGUUAGACCCUGACCAUCUAAAGAGAGGAAUUCCUCCCUUAAUCCCCAUGUUCUUCCUCUCUGGAGACAUCUAUAAGGGACAAGUCCAAGGCAACUCAGAAGCAGAUAAGCUCCCACUGGUACUGUCUUCUCUUUCACCAUGUUGACACCACUAUCCACAGGAUCCCACUCCCAAGCCAGGGCAGAAAAGGCUUCGCCCACCCUUUGUCCUUCAGAUGCUGCUGCCACUUGCCUCCUACACAAAUAGGGAAGCGUAUGAAGCCCUGGCUCCAUCCAGCAUUUGACCUUGAUGGAGGAGAAGAAGCCCUGUCUGUCUGUGCAGCACCUUCCCUGCUGGGCCCCCUCACUCACAGUCCUUACCCAUGGCCUGCCUUUCAACUUGCCUCAACCUUACAUCUUGUGUGAGGUCUCACCCACAGAUACUUAAAUCGCUUCUAUUAAAGUUGCCAAAAAAUC